AUGCUUCAAGUCUUUCUCUUCAUGCGCCUGAAUAGGAGGGUCAUUCCUCAGAUCGAACUCAAUUCUGCGCUUUUACUGCUUUGGGGUGGCAUUUGCGAAGGAGAGCUCGAACGAGAUACGUUUUGGAAGUCUCACAAUUUCGAAGCCCAAGCAAAGCAAAAGCCUUUUCAUCUCUCUCGACUCCCGUGUCCCAACACCACUACCAAGAUGAUGAAAAACACUGCUCUCCUGUCAACUCCUACCUCUGGAGGACGCACAGAGUCUUUCUUGACUCGGUUCUUGAUGCAGGCUCAACAGCGGAGCAACAUGAUGGCUUCGCCUGCUUCAACAGUCUCGCCUUUGGGAAAAACCCCUCGCACUUGGACUGUUGACACCGCUCCGGCAGCAAUGGGCCUUGCCGCGUCUCCAUUGGGAAUGAAGAUUGAUGGGCUCCUAUCUUGCUCUUCCACCAUGCCGGCCACGAAUGCUGGUGAAGCGAAUCUCCACCAGCCGAAAGAAGAAAGUCUUACGAAGGCUUCCAACCUUAACGAUGACGACUUCUUCCUCGAGUACGCCAAGACGUACAACCCAGAGAAGAUCAACAAGAAUGAGCCAUUCCCCCUCAAGUUGUACCGCAUUCUUCAUGAAGCAGCAAAGAACAACCAAGACGACAUUAUCUCUUUCUGCCCCAGCGGACGCAGUUUUAUGAUCCACAGUAUUGAUGAAUUCGUCAAGCAAAUCAUGCCCAAGUACUUCACCUCCAAUCGUAUGACUUCCUUUCAAAGGCAAUUGAAUCUCUAUGGAUUUCGCAGAAGGCUCAGGGGCGAGGACAAGGGAGGAUUCUGGCAUGAAUUUUUCGUUCAGGGUCAACGCAACCUAUCCCUGAGCAUCAAGAGGAAGGUUCAAAACUUCAAGGUGCCUCCUCACCUCCUGGCGGGUCACCCAUCUUCCCCUCCUACAGUCCCCAAGAUUCCAGCGCAACAAGAACAAAAGACUCUCUUUUCUCCUACUCCCAGUCCUACCCAGAUGUUUGCGGCCCAAAGUGCCGUUUUGAAGGGUGUGCCAAACAUGGCUGCACUUCCUUCCCGCAAACCUACUACAAGCAUCCACGUCCCAUCGGCGGCUUCGCCUUCACUGCGAAGCACCAUGAUGAGAAAUGGAUUGCCUCCACUUGCCCCACCAUUGGGACUCGGAUUGCACGGCGAGAUCGCCCCGGUCAGCCUGAUUGGCCGCACCGCCACUCCCGCCACGGCCGAACUCCUCCAGCUCAACCACAAGAUCAGACUGGCCAGAGAGCGUGCCGCCAUGAAGCAGCAACUUGCCCUUGCUGCCAUUCACAGACUUGUCAACCGUGUCGAUUUAUAG
Molecule: messenger RNA, 1344 nt
Organism: Seminavis robusta
Lineage: Eukaryota; Bacillariophyta; Bacillariophyceae; Naviculales; Naviculaceae
Source: the annotation of a GenBank genome assembly